This is a messenger RNA of Enterospora canceri, 777 nucleotides long. NCBI's taxonomy places the organism in Eukaryota, Fungi, Microsporidia, Enterocytozoonidae. The record is from the annotation of a GenBank genome assembly.
AUGUCUCAGAGCAAUUUUGUGGAGCAGUUUGUGAAGGAGAAUGGGAGAGUGCCAAACUACGACGUGAAGCAGGCGAAGAGGGAGGCGAGGGCGCAGAAGCUGAUUCAGAAGAAGGCGACUGGGCUGAUUGGAAUCAAGGGGCGGCUGUUUGCGAAGAGGAGGAAGAGCGAGAAGAUUCAGCUGAAGAAGGCCGUGGCAGAGGUGGAGAAGAAGAGGGCUGUUGUGGCAGUGGGAGAUGGAAGAGCACUUCCAUCAUUCUUGCUUGAUCGAGAUAUUGAUCAGAAAUCAAAAGCAGAAUUCAGUAGGCGGAUAAAGAUGCAGAGGCAGAACAAGAUUGAGAAGUAUGCGGUGCCAGUUGCACAGGUAGAGGGGAUUGCUGAGAAAGAGGCAUUUGGGGUGGUGAAGACUGGAAAGAGGCAGAAGAAGCAGUGGAAGCGAAUUGUGAACAGGCCGUGCUUCGUAGGGGCUGAUUUCACGAGGAAGGCACCAAAACACGAGAGAUUCAUCAGACCAACGAGUCAGAGGAUGACGGUGGCAAAUGUGGUGCAUCCUGAACUGAAUGCAACCUACAAAUUGCCCAUUUUAUCAGUCAAAAAGAAUCCAUCUGGUGACAUUAUGACGUCAUUGGGCGUAUUGAGCAGGGGGACCAUUUUGGAGGUGAAUGUGAGUGAAUUGGGGAUAGUUGAUGGGGCUGGACAGAUUGUCUGGGGGAAAUAUGCGCAGAUCACAAACCAUCCAGAGCGAGAUGGCUGUGUAAAUUGCAUUCUGCUGGUUUAG